GUAGGACCUUUCAAAAUGAACACAAUUUAAUACAUUACAUUGUAUUAUGAUAUACAUCUUUUAACAAGUAUUGUGUAAAAUUUAUUAAUGUCCAUUAAUUAUAAAACCAGGAGUAAGGUUAUAUUCAGAUAUUCUGAUUCGAACGUUUGUACAUAACAAUGAAAACAAAUUGUACACAUAAUAGAUUUUGUCUAAUAACAUAGAUAUGUCCUGUUUUUUGUAAUAAAGCUGAAAACAUAUCAAAAUGUCAAUUGAUAUAGUAGAAAUGUUAAAGGAACCAAAAAUGGUUAAAGUAUGUGCACCAAUGGUUAGAUAUAGUAAAUUACAGUUUAGAACUUUAGUACGGCGCUACAACUGUGAUAUAUGUUUUACACCCAUGAUCUUAGCUGACUCGUUUAUACAAUCUGAAAAAGCCAGGAAUAAUGAAUUUUCAACUACCAAGGAAGAUAAGCCAGUAAUUGUUCAGUUUGCUGCAAAAACUGUAUAUGAUUUUCUUAAUGCAGCAGAAAUGAUUGCCCCGUACUGUAAUGGUGUUGAUUUGAAUUGUGGUUGUCCUCAACGUUGGGCACUGAAAGAAGGAUAUGGAGCAGAUUUACUUAAAAAACCAGAUCUUGUGAAAGAUUUGAUAUAUCAAACUCGAUCAUUGGCUCCUAGUCAGAAAGGCAAACGUCCACUUUUGUCUGAUAUAUCAAACAAUGUAACUUUGUCUCCGGAUGUGUCAUCAAUACAUCAUGUAAAAAAGAGAGUUUGCCGUAAUGUCAAAAAUGUACAAAUACCAGAAUAUAAAGCACUUACUCUUUCAACUGAUAAUAUUCAAGCGACGCAAGAAGUAAUUUCUGAACAUGAAGAAAGGGUAAAAAAACUGCUGAGUAAACCAUUUAAAAUACCAAUUCCUGGAUAUCAGCUCUCAGGUCGUACUUUGGGAACACGUUUAUCAGGUCCACGUAGACCUUUACAUGAUCCUGAAGAAGCUAAUGCACUUAUCGUCUAUUCACCACCUGAAAUAUCUGAACAUGAUAGACUUAAAUUAGACCAAUCGAAGCAACUUGUGCAUGUGGUAGUAGAUCCCUUAUUAUGUAAUAUUCUAAGACCGCAUCAGCGAGAAGGUGUAAAGUUUAUGUACGAAUGCGUAACAGGACAACGAAUAGAAGGUGCUUACGGAUGUAUUAUGGCGGAUGAAAUGGGUCUUGGAAAGACUUUACAAUGUAUAACACUCAUGUGGACUUUAUUAAAGCAAGGACCUGAAGCUAAACCAAUUAUAGACAAGGCAAUUAUUGUUGCUCCCAGUUCGUUAGUUAAAAAUUGGUACAAUGAAAUAUUUAAGUGGUUGAAAAACAGAGUUCAGCCAUUAGCCAUCGAUGGUGGAAGCAAAACGGAUAUCGAUGCAAAACUUACAGGUUUUAUGAAAACUUAUGGUCGCAGAUGUAUAAAUCCUAUAUUAAUAAUUAGUUAUGAAACUUUUCGCUUACACUCGCAUGUCCUUCAUCAAGAUGAAGUUGGACUCGUGUUAUGUGACGAAGGUCAUCGUCUGAAAAAUUCUGAAAAUCAAACGUAUCAAGCACUUAUAAAUUUGAAAGCUAAAAGAAGAGUACUACUUAGUGGAACGCCUAUACAAAAUGAUCUCUUAGAAUACUUCUCUCUUGUACAUUUUGUUAAUCAAGGAUUACUAGGAACUGCGCAAGAAUUUCGAAAAAAAUUUGAAAUACCGAUUUUACGUGGUCAAGAUGCAGGCGCAACAGAUACUGAACGCAAACUUGCCCAAGAACGAUUAACAGAAUUAGUGACCAUCGUUAAUAAGUGUCUGAUUAGACGUACCAGCGCUUUACUUUCCAAAUACUUACCUUUAAAAUACGAGUUGGUCGUUUGCAUAAAAAUGGGAAAAUUGCAAACUGAUCUUUACAAAAAUUUUAUACAAAGCGAUAGCAUAAAAAAAUCAAUGGAAGAAAAUUCAGAAAAUUCUAAAAAAGGAAAAAGUCUUUCUGCACUUUCAGCCAUUACACUUUUAAAAAAGCUAUGCAAUCAUCCAGAUUUAGUUUAUGAUAAAAUACUGCAACAAUGUGAAGGAUUUGAGAAUGCAGCAAAAUUAAUGCCAUCAAAUUACAGUACUAAGGACAUUUUACCUGAGUUAUCCGGCAAAUUAAUGGUAUUAGAUUGUCUCUUGGCAUCCAUUAAAACGACAACAAAAGACAAAAUCGUAUUGGUAUCUAAUUACACGCAAACUCUAGAUUUGUUUGAGAAACUAUGUCACAAACGGUGUUACAAUUACGUUAGACUCGAUGGCACAAUGACUAUUAAAAAGAGAGCGAAAGUAGUUGAAAAAUUCAAUGACGAGAACAGCAAUGAUUUUAUUUUCAUGCUUAGUUCGAAAGCUGGUGGUUGUGGAUUAAAUCUUAUCGGUGCAAAUCGUCUUGUCAUGUUUGAUCCUGACUGGAAUCCUGCGAAUGAUGAUCAAGCUAUGGCGAGGGUUUGGAGAGAUGGUCAAAAAAAGCCAUGUUUCGUGUAUCGCUUUCUUUGCACCGGUACUAUUGAAGAAAAGAUUUUCCAAAGACAGGCACAUAAAAAAGCAUUAAGUUCAACGGUUGUUGAUCAAGAAGAAGACGUUGCAAGACAUUUUACGUUAAACGAUUUGAGAGAUUUGUUUAAAUUAGAAGAAAAUACUAUUUCAGAUACUCAUGCUAAAUUUAAAUGUAAGAGGUGUGUUAAUGGUGUAGAAGUAAAAGGACCACCCCCGCAGUCAGACUGUAAUUCAGACUUAUCAGAUUGGAGGCACGCUAAUAAUCCACGAAAUUUGCCAGAUUUGUCUUUACGGCAAUGCUGGUCUAGCGGAAUUUCAUUUGUUUUUCAUCAUCGCUCGCACGAACAAGUAAAAUAAGUGUUUAUCAGGUAUUCACCUGCAUUGUAAUAAAGAAACUAUAUUUUUUAUUGCAACACGCUGUUAUCUAGAAUUUAUUCUAGAGUUAUAUUAGGAUUCAGUGUAAUAUCAUUGUAAUUAAAGAAGUGUCCAUUUAAUAAUAAUGAUAAUGUUUAUAUUAUUUUGUACAAAGUAGCAAGUGUAAGUAAUAAUUGUAGUAAUUGUACAAAAUUUGCAGAAUAACAGAAAUGCGUAAAAUGAAUGUUUAU
This is a messenger RNA of Osmia lignaria (orchard mason bee), 3120 nucleotides long. RefSeq names its product DNA repair and recombination protein RAD54-like okr (gene okr). Lineage: Eukaryota; Metazoa; Arthropoda; Insecta; Hymenoptera; Megachilidae. Gene Ontology annotation, biological process: reciprocal meiotic recombination; double-strand break repair via synthesis-dependent strand annealing; tRNA processing. Gene Ontology annotation, cellular component: nucleus. The record is from RefSeq and is a predicted model, not a curated record. Gene Ontology annotation, molecular function: ATP binding; flavin adenine dinucleotide binding; tRNA dihydrouridine synthase activity.